UUCACAAAACAAAAUGCAAAAACUUGUCAAGACAACAGGAACGAGGCUGGUUUGCCACGAAAGACAAAAUCUGAAUUGAAGUGGAAACAAAUGGGCCUAAGGUCAUGUUCAUAGAAGAAGAUACACUAGCAGUUUCCGGCUUCACCUGAGCAAUCAGAUUGGCAACGAUAACUAAUUUGAAGAUGAACACAUGGGUUCUGAAUUUCGCAAAUACCAUCGUCGGUGUUGGUGUUCUGGCUAUACCGUUUUGUUUCCAUGUAUGUGGAAUAGGUAUAGCUGUUUUGAUGAUAUUAGCAACAAAUGUUGUGACAAGAAAGACUUGUGAAUAUUUAUUGAAGGCAGGACAGUUGACAAGAAAAAGUGGUUAUGAGUCACUAGCUCAACAUCAUCUUGGGCCAUUGGGUAAAAUAGUCACAGAGUUAGGAAUAAUUGGCCUGAUGCUUGGCACAUUGAUUUCAUUUCAAGUAGUAAUUGGUGACUUGUCUCCAGCUUUGAUCAGUAAUGCUCUUGGAAUUGAAGAAACAUGGAGUCUUAGAACUAUGCUAAUGUGCUUAUCGUCACUUGGAGUGAUACCCUUGAGUCUCAUGAGAAAUAUUAGCAGUCUUGCUAACAUGAAUGCAAUGUCUAUGGGAUUUUACUGUAUUUUUAUUUUUGUGGUAUUUAUCAUGUCACUGAAAAAUAUUUUCUCUGGAUUGUGGACAGUUCAUGUUAAUUUCUGGAGACCAGAAGGGUUUUUCCAUUGCUUACCAAUCAUUUCACUUGCAUUUAGCUGUCAAAGCCAAGUUUUUGUGAUGUAUGAAGCAAUACCAGAGCAGUCAGUGAACAUAAUGAUGGAUAUAAUCAACAAAGCAAUACACAUGGUUACUGUCAUGUAUUUAUCGGUUGGUAUCUUCGGCUAUAUUGCUUUCUAUGAAAGUGGAAUCAGGGGUGACAUACUUGCCAAUUUCCCAAGUGGUGUAUUAGCUGAUGCAAUAAAAACAGGUUUCUGGGUGUCUGUGAUAAUCAGUUUCCCUCUGAUCAUAUUCCCACUUCGCAUGUCUCUGUAUUCGCUGCUUUUCGCAAACAACAAAAACCAUGGGCAGCAGCUGGUAGCCAGUGCUCCUGGAUACAUUCCUCAAGACAAAUUCACUGCUUUAACUCUGGUAAUAGUUGUCGGGACCCUCAUUGUUGGUAUCCUCAUUCCACACAUUGAGACAGUUUUAUCAAUAACUGGAGCAGUCAUUGGAACAUUCCUGUGCUUCGUAUUUCCCGCUGCACUUUACAUAUUGUCAACAUCUAAGGAAAAUAGUUCCCGCUUAACUGCAAAGGUAAUAUUUGUUGUUGGCGUGAUUUGCUUGGUUGCCAGUACUUUGGCAGUUCUGUCUGCGAACGAUACACACAUGGAUACAGAGCACAAAGAACACCCAGGACAUGAAAAUAGCCCACCUGAUGCAAAUAUGGUUGCCAAACUUGCGAAGCCUUUCCAAAUGCCAGGGAACAUUGAUAUCAAAGGCCCUGAUAAAGAGUCUGGGAAUAUUGAUAGAGGGAAGGAAGCUGCUGGAGAGAAAGGAGGAAAGAUACCGGAUGUCGACGUUGAGCAGCGAGAAGAGGAUAAAAAGAAGGUGAAGAUGAUUGAAUUAGAGAACGAUCCAAAGAAAAUAGAAGAAUCUAAACUUGAAAUUGCAAAGCAAGAAGAACCUUUCAAACAAAAUGCAAAAAUAGUUCCAGAGGAGGUAGAGGAUGGUGGUAGAAAAGACACGGUCCUAGAAACAUCUUUGCCAGUGACAAUUUCUCAGCCUAAAGCCACAAGCAAGGGAGACGAUAAGAUAAAAUCGUUGAACGAAGCUGCUUUGGUUCGCGAAAACAAGGACCAAGCAGCCGCUGAAAAAGACGAUAGGAACCGGAUAAAAUCUCGUGAAAUAAAAACUUUAAAUGAGAUGCAAGAAGUUGUGACAAAGACAAGUGAACAGAAUAUAGAAAAAACUUUUGUCAAUGCUACUAGCAGGCCCGAGCCUGAAACAGCAAACACAGUUAUGGAUUUAACGGGAACCAAAACGCCUGCGACGCAAAACAAGGUCAACGAAAAAUCUGAUAUCAAAGGUACAAGGUAGUAAACAGCCAUCUAGAGAAUUUUGUAGACACGGGGCAAUCAUACCAUCAGUUCACGGGACAAACUAGAAGAUGGGAAGUUGGUCAUGUUAUCAAAUGGAGAAGUUGAUAUUAACGAUGUUAAUUUGUAUGCAAGAAUUUCACAGGAAACUGAUUUCUGGAUAUCACACCGGGACUGUCUUGUUCUGAAAUAUAACUGAUGUAAAUUGGCAAUUGCCCAGGAUAAGUGCACUGGCUACGAAUGUCGACAAAUAGAAUAAGUAUACGACCAGAGCCACCAAUUCGUCAUUUCCUAGCGUGUUAAAUAAUAAUUAAAAACUACCAAUGGCAGUUUCAAAAAUAUUUUAUAUUUUCAUAUUUUUGAUACUGCCGUUGGUAGUUUUUAUUUAAGGUCAUAUUGUUUAAUAGAACUUCUGCAAAUCGACUUGUAAUUUAGGCCAAUUCUUAGCUCAUAUUAUUUGUUUACUUCCCCUAUAAAUUUGAUGACAGAAAUGAUACUCUUACUAUGCUAUCAUAAUAUAGAUUAAGUAUUAAGGCAAUACGAACGUAUUAAAACAGUGAUACUUUUGGUAUUGCUCGUUUCACUCACUAAGCUUCCCUGUAUUCUCUAACUAGUGAAUUAUCAUGUAAUAACUUCAAAUCUGAGCUUCGUUUUCUUAACAUUCUGAAAGUAUGUUUCUUCAUCGCAAAAUACGUAUAAUAACGCCUAUCUUUAUUUUUUCAUUCUUAUUUGUUGUCCAAAUCAAGAAAUGAGUCAAAUUUUUAUGCUCGCCGCUUAGUAUAACUUUCCCCUCUAUUGUUUUUCGUUCCUGAACAAUUUAAUAUGCUUUAACUUUUGAAAUUGUUGUUUAAACGGGAUAGGCAAAGAGCAGUCUAGAUUUUAAUGUUUCUAGGCACUUAAAGGUAGACGUUAGACGUGUUUGGCUCUUAUCAAGGAGUUAGUGGGACAAAUAGAAUCAUAAAGUUCAUGAAGUAGUCUGGGUGAUCCGUUAUCUAAAUGUUCUUCGAAUUCAAAUGUGAAACAAUUUGCACCGUUGUAUUUGUGCGUUGUAAUGACCUUUUAACUAAAACAUUCCGAAAAUGAAGGCAGAAAC
Rhopilema esculentum is the source of this 3182-nucleotide messenger RNA. Its product is annotated as putative sodium-coupled neutral amino acid transporter 10. Gene Ontology annotation, cellular component: membrane. Gene Ontology annotation, molecular function: L-amino acid transmembrane transporter activity. The record is from RefSeq and is a predicted model, not a curated record. Gene Ontology annotation, biological process: amino acid transmembrane transport. NCBI's taxonomy places the organism in Eukaryota, Metazoa, Cnidaria, Scyphozoa, Rhizostomeae, Rhizostomatidae.